AUGGCGCUUACCACAGUUCGCAUUACAGAUGGAAUCUGUCCCAUCUUCUCCUCAGGCUCGAGACGAGCUCACAACCUCCAUUUUUCCCACCUGAAGUCAACCCAAAGAUUGACCUCCGUCGCGACUGGACGCCGCCGGUACAGAGCGAAAGUAACUGCGACGGUAAAUCCUUAUUCGAACACGGAGGCGGCACGGCCCGAGGAGAGGAAGAGUUUGAGGGAUUUUCUGGCGGAAGCUGAGAAUUUUUUGAUAUCAGACGGCGGAGACGGAGGUCCGCCUCGGUGGUUCUCUCCAUUAGAGUGUAGCUCACGCGCUCCAGGAUCUCCUCUUCUCCUCUAUAUACCUGGGAUCGAUGGUACUGGAUUAGGGCUCAUCCGUCAGCAUAGGAGACUUGGAGAGAUAUUCGACGUAUGGUGCCUUCACUUUCCAGCCACGGAUCGUACACCUGCUCGAGGUGCCUUCUUAUCUGUUGUUUCAUUUCACCGUUAUACAACCAAAUGGAUUAUUAAUCUUGUUUUAUGUAAAUUUUCAGACAUUGUGAAACUCAUUGAGAGGAAAGUUAGGUCAGAGUACUACCGUGUCCCAAACAGACCCAUUUAUAUAGUUGGAGAAUCUCUUGGAGCUUGUCUUGCUCUAGAUGUUGCAGCAAGUAACCCGGACAUUGAUAUUGUCUUGAUUCUUGCUAAUCCAGUCACACGCUUAAACAACUUCAUGUUGCAACCUUUAUCGAGUCUACUGGAAUCAUUGCCAGACGAAGUUCCUAGCUUGAUAAAAGAGAAUUUUGGGUUUAGAGAAGGUUAUCCCUUUGCAGCAAUGUUUGAGAGUAUGUUGAAUGAAACUAUGGCGCAGAUGGGUGGAGGGCUCCUAGAAGAUCUCUUUGCCGCCUCAGCUAAUCUGCCUACUCUGACUAAGAUCUUUCCUAAGGACACACUUCUAUGGAAGCUUCAACUGCUUAAGUCUGCUUCAGCAUCUGCUAAGUCCAAAAUGUACACUGUCAAAGCCCAAACACUAAUACUUCUGAGUGGACGUGAUCAAUGGUUACUGCACAGAGAAGACAUUGAAAGGCUCCGUUUUGCAAUGCCAAAAUGUGAAGUCCGUGAGUUUUAUAAUAAUGGACAGUUCCUCUUCUUGGAGGAUGGUGUAGAUCUUGCAACUAUCAUCAAGAUUUCCUACUAUUAUCGCCGUGGGAAGAUACUUGAUUACAUUUCAGAUUACACGCUUCCUACUCCCUUUGAGCUCAAAGAGUUUGAACAAUCACAAAGAUUGCUAACAGCUGCAACUGAUCCAGUGUUUCUGUCAACGCUAGAAAACGGUACGAUAGUAAGAUCACUUGCAGGAAUACCUUCAGAGGGACCGGUUCUGUAUGUUGGCAAUCACAUGUUGUUUGGUCUAGAACUGCGUCCAGCAGCGAUUCAUUUCCUGAAAGAGAGAAACAUUCUGUUGCGUGGCCUUGCACAUCCAGUGAUGUUCACCAAAAAGAUAGGCUCAAAGCUCCCUGACAUGCAGAUGUUCGACUCAGCUAGGAUAAUAGGCGCAGUUCCUGUCUCGAAUAUGAACUUCUACAAGCUGCUUCGUUCAAAGGCUCAUGUGGUUUUGUAUCCUGGAGGUGUCCGUGAAGCCUUGCACAGAAAGGUAAGGAAUGGAUUCUCCAUGUUUGGGUUUUUGAGAGGCUAUAAUGACAUAGUUUCCCUUCAGGAUGAAGAAUACAAGUUGUUUUGGCCUGAACAUUCAGAGUUUGUAAGGAUUGCAUCUAAAUUUGGAGCAAGAAUCAUUCCUUUUGGUGCUGUUGGAGAAGAUGAUCUCAUUCAAAUGGUUUUGGAUUACAAUGAUCAAAUGAAGAUCCCUUUCUUGAAGAAUCUCAUAGAAGAGAUAACACAUGACACUAUUAAGCUGAGGAACGAUGAAGAAGGGGAAGUGAGGAACCAAGAUUUGCAUAUGCCUGGAAUCAUUCCAAAGAUUCCGGGACGGUAUUACGUAUAUUUUGGGAAACCGAUAGAAACAAAAGGUAGAGAGAAAGAGCUAAUUGAUAAAGAGAAAGCUCAUGAGGUUUACUUGGAGGUCAAGUCUGAAGUUGAAAGAUGUAUGACCUAUUUGAAGACCAAAAGAGAAACUGAUCCUUACAGAAACAUAUUGCCAAGGCUGCUUUAUUACCUCUCACAUGGUUUCUCUUCUCAAGUCCCAACCUUUGAUCUCCCUAAUCAUUAA
Molecule: messenger RNA, 2205 nt
Organism: Eruca vesicaria subsp. sativa (arugula)
Lineage: Eukaryota; Viridiplantae; Streptophyta; Magnoliopsida; Brassicales; Brassicaceae
Source: the annotation of a GenBank genome assembly